Molecule: messenger RNA, 3394 nt
Organism: Portunus trituberculatus (swimming crab)
Lineage: Eukaryota; Metazoa; Arthropoda; Malacostraca; Decapoda; Portunidae
Exons: 7
Coding region: 1638-2453 (271 amino acids)
Source: RefSeq, a predicted model, not a curated record
GGUACACUGUGUAGGCUUUGCCGUCAAGUUUGAUGAACGUUGCGAUAUCAUUGCAAGACAUCGCUGGAAGUAGAAAACAUCCAAGUUUACAAUGCAGUACCAACAAUAGGGAAUAAAAGUGAGAGGUCAUGGUGAUCGUAGUUGUAGUGGUGUAAAAAAAGGGAAGAGAGAGAGAAAGAUUACUGUGAUAAAGGUAGAAAACUUAAUGGCGAGAAAGAAAGGCAAUGGUAAGAAAAGCGAUGGUGGUGAAAGAAGUUAAGCAAGAGACACAGAGGGUAAGGUGGGUGGUGGUAGUGACAUGGUGAAGGAACUGGAAGGUUUAGAGUAUAAGAAAAUAAGGGAAGCUGCGAGAAUUCCUCAAAUCUACACGUAGCAGACAGACCCUGCAUGAAACAAACCUUCCUAUUUCCAACAUCAUCCUCAUCCAUAAGAUUGUCCAAUUUCAUUGCAAACUUCCCAAUGAUUUGGUAAUAACAGCCUGAUUAUUAAGUCUAUUCCAUUCAUUAUGUAAAUAUCUAUUUGAAAACAAAAGAUUAGAUAAAUUUAUGGAUGGGGAUGUUAGAUGGAAUUAGGUGGUCUGCUCAUACAGGGACUGCCACGUGUAGGCCUGACAGCCUCUUGCAGAUUCCCUCUUAUCUUAUGUUCUUAUGUUCUUAAAUUGACUCAUAUUCAUUUUCAAAAUCCAACUUAUCAAGCUUGAACCAUUAUUUCUUGUCCUGACACUUACGUUACUAUUGCUAUAACCUACACCACUUAAAAGUUCCAUCUGAUCAGCUCAAUUCACACUUCUCUAACGAAUAAUAAUCCAAAAGCUUUAAACUCCUUUUUCUUAAGCAAUACUUCUCCUCCCUGGUAUCUUUUCAAUCUUUCUCAUUUAUAAUUAACCUAAUAGAUCUAUAACCUUCCUAUAAGAUGAGGACUAGAACUGCUCAUCACAAUUUACAUAAAGUCUGACCAGUGCUGAACGUGAAUGUGUUAAGGUAAGGAUGGUGAAGGUCAUAACAGGGAUAUAGAUGAAAGAGGAGACGAGGGAGUGAAAGGGAUGAAGCAACGGCAAAUGAGGAAUGAAGGAGGCAGCGGUGAGAAUGGGGGCCUGCAAGAGAGAGCGGGGGAGAGCACAAGGCCAGACUCCAGAGUGAGAGAGGGCAGUGUGGCAGUGGUCUGUGAGAGGUGGUGGCGGGCGGAACGGAGGCGACGCUGCGAGUGGGAUUGCACGUGUGCUAGAGGUGGUGGUGGUGGUUAUCUCAGUAGUGGUGGUUUGUCUUAGUGGUGCUGGUAGACGGCACUGCUGAAGGAGAAAUGUGAACCGAACUUUUUCCUUCCUUUUAUUGGAGCGACACGAGAAAAGACGAGGGAAGAACAGGAAAAAAAUAAGGAGGAAAGGGGAUAUAACAUGAUAAACAGAGAACAACAAAGAAAAAAAUGAAAUGAAAAACAUAGUCUGAAAGAAAAUAGGAGAGAAAGAAGAAAACAGUGAAAGAACAACAAAACUAUUCUGAUGACCACAAAUAACGGAAGGAACGGGCUAGAAUACAAGUGAGGAGUCAGAGGGAAAGAGGAGGAGGAGGAGGAGGAGGAGGACGAGGACGAGGAGGAGGAGGAGGAGGAGGAGGAGGAGGAGGGGAGGUGCAGCAGCCAUGGGAAGGAUCAAAGUGAGGGACGUACUCGUGGUGAUGGUGGUGCUCAGUGUGACAGGCGGCACUGCAGAGGUUCUUCUCAAAGAGGUGAGGGUGCCAUCAGUAGCCUUGGAGGGGGACAUGCUUCACCUACACUGCGACUAUGAAGACAGUUCCUCGCUGUACACACUCAAGUGGUACAAGGACGGACUGGAGUUCUACCGCCACAAUCCUGGCGUCCUUCACAUCCCAGACCACAGCUGCCUCGACGACGAUGUUGAAGGUGUCUCCGUGGACUGCCGGAUGUCAUCUGAGGGCGAGGUGAUUCUGAAGGACGUAACCAGAAAGUCCUCGGGGCUCUACAAGUGUGAGGUGAUUGGCGAACACCCAACAUUCCGAAAGGAGGAGAAGAAGGGACACCUGACAGUUUAUUCGGAGGCCCUGAGGAAGCCACGAGUGGAAGGUGUAAGACAACAUUAUGCACCUGAUGAUGACAUUUAUCUCAAUUGCUCCUCCACCAACACUCAGUACCUUCCCACCCUCACCUGGCUUGUUAACGACCACCCAGCUGACCAGAAGUACCUCAUGCGUUAUCCAGCCGGAAAGAGCCUCGGCCUUCACCUGCCCAUCACUUUCGACCUCUUCCGCGGCGGCGUGAUCAGCGCGUCCUGCGUCUCCUCGCUCGGGGACACACACUUCAGAUCCACUAAUGUAACACUGCUCGGGCGAGGCUCACUGGCCGCGGCGAAGGGGACCAGUAGUGCAGAUAAGUUGAGUUGGAGUCUCUGGCCGCGCUGGGUAAUGGUAGUUCUUCUGCCUCUAUUGCUAACACACUAAUGUUAACCUGUCUUCCAUGCUGAGAAUCUCUUCUUUAUAGUCAUACCACUAGACUCCCUCGCAAUCUAUAAGGUGCUCGUUUCUUUUUCUUUUCUAGUUAUUUAACACAGAACAAUUUUGUACUUUUUAAAGCAGAGUGGCAGGUUUUGAAAUUGUUGAUACUCUCAGUUCAAAUGUGUUGAUCAUAAAGGUGCUACCAAGUUCGCGAUGUGUAAAAUGUGAACUCUUCUUGUUUCACUAUUUGUACUCAUGUAAUGUUUCUACUUAUUACCUUUUGCUGUUCUCCUCCUCUUUGUAUCAACGGCCUGUUACUGGAACCGUUUUUUUCCUAAUUUUUUUUGCCCUUCCUUCAACUACAACAACUGUGACAACAACAACUACAACAACAACAAGUACUUCUAUUACUUCUACCACUACUACUACUACCUACUACUACUACUACUACUACUACUACUACUACUACUACUACUACUACUACUACUACUACUACUACUACUACAUACUACUACUAUUACCACUAUUACUACUACUAAUGUCCUGUUCCUAUUUGUUAACAUAGAGCUCCAAUUUCCUCUUAUUAAAUGUGUAGUCAAGAUUCACUCGAGUGUUUGUUUACCUUUCAUCUCGUACGCCUCUGAUGAACGCUGUCUAAUUAAGAAAUCUGACGCAGCGACACCAAAAUACAUACACUACAAUUCAGUGGGUCCUUUUUUCUCCCAUUUUUUGUUGCUCUUGGCCAGUUUCUCCCCAUGGAUAAAAAGAAAAGUUAUUGUAAGACAGUGGGAAUUUUGAGAUGCCAGCUUUGUGUCUCAUGCUGUAGCUACAUUUUGCCUCUGUGUCGCCCUGCAUUGUAUCUCACACGUAUUAUUUAGUACGCCUUUGAAUAUUAUGACUUGAGGUUACCUUUCCUGUUCCUGUGUAAAUAUAUCAAUGCCAGUAUA